AUGGAUACACAGGUAGUUAGGGAUGAUACACCCCAAACCCCACAGGCAAGCAGCAGCAGCAGCGACAGCAACAGCAGCAGCAACAGCAGCAGCAACAGUAGGUUAGCAGCUGUCUAUAGCAGCAGCGAAAGGCUGCAGCAGACAGGCAUGCUGGAAACAGCAGCAGCAGCAGCAGCAGAAACAGCAGCAGCAGCAGCAGCACCUGUAAGGCGUCAGCCAAGGCAGCCCUCCUCCUCCUCGUCAGACAGCAGCAGCAGCAGCAGCAGCAGCAGCAGCAGCAAUUCAGAGGAUGAUGUCUUUGGUGUAGAUUUUCUUAAUGAUUUGUUUGCUGAUCCAAAGAAGUUACAAGAAAUAGAAGAGGAAGACAGUGCAGCAGCAGCAGCAGCAGCAGCAGCAGCAGCAGGAAGUCCUGCAGCAGGAGGAGGAGGAGGAGCAGCAGCAGCAGCAGGGGACGAUUCAAGGGGAAGAAGAACGAGGAGAGACAUUUCUAAGAAGCAGCAGCAGCAGCAGAGGAAGCAGAAACAGAAGCAGCAGCUGCAGCUGCUGCAGGGAGGAGAAGGAGGAGACGAUCCCCUAGGAGACGAUCCCUUUGGUGGGGAUCUAUUUGGAGACGAUCCCCUGACGGGAGACGAUCCCAGAGGAGACGAUCCCAGGGGAGACGAUCCCAGGGGAGACGAUCCCAGGGGAGACGAUCCCGAUCCCCUGAUGGGAGACGACGAUCCCUUUAAGGCGGAUUGGGCAUUAAGACUAAAAGAUAAGGACCCUGCUCUUGCUGCACAAGCAGCAAGAGAUUUAGCAGCAAGAAGAGAAGAAAGAAGAUUAAAAGAAUUAGAAGCAUCGCAACAAGCAGCAACAUUAGAAGGAAUAUUUGCUAGGGCUAAACCUGUAUCACCAGGACUGAGCUUUUUAGGUGUUGGCUAUGAUGUAGUAAAGGGUAACCCAUUAGGUGACCCUGUAGUGAUGGGUGACCCUGGGUUACGUUCCCCUAUAAUACAAUUUGAUUAUAAUUUUAAUUUUAUGAAUAAAAAUAGUAAAACAGAUAGAGAAAAAGAUAAUAAAAGUAAUAAAAUAGGUAAUAGAAAAGAAGGAGAAGAAUUAGGAGAAGAAGAUGGCGAAGGAAUUAGCGAAAAAGAAUUACAAGAUAAUGCACAAGAAGAGGAAGAAGGAGAAGGAGAAGAAGAAGAAAAUAAAGGAGAUUUAUUAAUGAAUUUAAGUAGCGAUCUAAGAGAAUUACAACCUAGAGGAACAUAUAGUAGACCUUUUGUUGCAUGCAAACAAUCAGAAAAUCUUAGCGAAGUUAUUUCCUUAACAGAUUAUGUUAAGGAAUUAGAGGGAGAUGCAUCCUUAGUAGGAGGAGAUACAUUUAAUUUAAAUUCUUUUUCUGCUUCUGCUGCAUUCAAGGAUAUAGCAAAAAAAACUAUUAAAAAAAAUAGCCGUACUUUUCUUCUUAAGACUUAUUGUCUUAGGUAUGAGGCAGGACUGGCACAAACUGACAGUUUUGCUUGGAAUUAUACAUUAGCAUUUAAGGAUGCAGUAGAAGGAUUACCUGAUACAUUUGAUGGUGCAGAAGAAGGAGAAGGAUGUUCUCCUUCUGUAUGGAGAGAAAAUAGCAAAGAUAAUCUUUGUAUAAAUACAAAUAUAAAAAAAUGGAUAGAUUUUAUAGAUCAAUUUGGUACACAUUAUGUUGUUAAAUUAUUUGCAGGAGGAAAGCUAACUCAUCAAAUAACAAUGGCUAAUGUAGAUAUAGCUAUGAUGAAUAGUAAAGGAAUGAGCGUAAAAAGCGCAUUAAAGGCAACAUUUGGUGUAGGUAGUGUAGGUGCAUCAACAAAUGUAGAAAAAGAAGAAAAAGAAAAAAAUGAAUUAAAACAUUUUAAUUACCAGAUGGAGACUCUUGUUAUGGGGGGAAGAGUACCUAGAGAUGUAGGUGACCCUGAUUCCUUGGGUGAAUGGGCGGAUUCUGUAGAGGAGCUUCCUAUGCCGGUUAAAAUAACAUUACAACCUUUAUCUAAUUUAUUACCUCAACAACACAAAGAAAACUUUGAGAAAGCAACACGUUUUUAUUCAGAUGCUGUUGGUAUGACGAAGGCAGAUUUAACGGCAUUAGCAGGAAAACCCCAAAAUAUUGGAGAAAUUCUGCGAAAUAGUUCGCAAGUAACGUAUGCAGGUGACCCUCCAGGGUUUGCUAUGUGCGAUCCUCACGAAAGAAUUCUUUUUGGCUUUGCCUUCCAAGUAAACUUUUUAGAUGAUGGAGCAAUUGCAGAAAGAGCAGAAAUUAAAUCUUGCCCAGCUGGAAGAGAUAAAUGUGAUGGAUUAGAGAGGCCAGCAAAAGAAGGAGAUGAUGCGCGAAUAUUCGCCCUCUGUGGCGCAGAGACCAUCACGGGUCUAGAGCAAGUUGUCGUACAGAGCCCUCUCAAAGCAGUAGCUGUAUGCCCUCAAGGGUCAUUAAUAUUAACAGGGUUUUCUUUAUCAUUAACAGGAGGAAGAGAAGGACCAUUAAGGACAGGAUUCUUUCCUUGUCGUGCAGGUCUUCCAACAUGUACAGCUCUAGGAGUUAGAGGUACACAACAAAAUAUGGUUUGGGUCGCCUGUGUAGAAGAUACAACCCCAGGCCUUCAGAGGUUAACAAAUGUUGGAGCUGCUGUAGUUGGUGUUGCAACAAAACGUUCUUAUUCUGAUGGUUUAGUUCGAGCAGAAUGUCCUCCUAAUCUUGGCGCUUCUUUUGGAUUUACAUUAGAAUUACAUACAAGAAUGUCCCGUGUCCGUGAGAGUUUCGAUGUUUGCGUAGAUUCAGCAAAAAAUUGCGAAUUAAAGGGCAAAGGAAUAACAGAGAAUAUUUUCUUUAGGAAAAAAGAUACGCAUGCAUUAAUUGCAUUUAUAACUUGUUCUGAUUUACCUAGUAAUAAUACACUUAUGCAUAAUGAAUAA
Eimeria maxima is the source of this 2925-nucleotide messenger RNA. RefSeq names its product membrane-attack complex / perforin domain-containing protein, putative. The record is from RefSeq and is a predicted model, not a curated record. The coding region runs from base 1 to 2925 and encodes 974 amino acids. The transcript has 13 exons. NCBI's taxonomy places the organism in Eukaryota, Apicomplexa, Conoidasida, Eucoccidiorida, Eimeriidae.